Molecule: messenger RNA, 2067 nt
Organism: Carassius carassius (crucian carp)
Lineage: Eukaryota; Metazoa; Chordata; Actinopteri; Cypriniformes; Cyprinidae
Gene: mettl25
Product: methyltransferase like 25
Exons: 12
Coding region: 137-1921 (594 amino acids)
Molecular function (GO): S-adenosylmethionine-dependent methyltransferase activity
Source: RefSeq, a predicted model, not a curated record
CACUGGUACACUCAACAUGGCCGCGCAUUCGGUCGCUCAGAGGAAUCAUUUCUUGAUUCGACUACUUACGUCUUAAAUACUGUGUCAACAGCUGCAGCUCUCGCUAAAUAUUCUCACUUUUCUGUGCUCGUAAACAAUGGCAUUUAAUGACAUACCCGUCGACACUUUAAAAAUAAAAAUAAAUGAACUUAAGCGGUUUCUCUCCAUAUCAUUAAGUAUCUCAAAUGCGCACACUGUGGACUUUUACACGCGUGAUGUUUGGAGCACGUUUAUGUGUGUGAGCCCAGAGGAAGUGUUGUGUGCUGUCAGUUCCACACAAGACCGCAUGAGAGCGAUAGAAGAGAAGGAAAACACUACGUUUGGUUUCUGCAAUGCCUCAAAGAAGUUGGUGGACAUUUCAGCCCUGCUGAGGGCAGCGAAAGCCCACUGUUUACCAGGUCUGGGGGUCUGUAUGCAGCUGGAAGAUCUGAUGCAGAAUCUGAGACUGAUGACUGGAGACACUACAGCAGGACAGUCAUCAGACAAAGCAGUAACACCGGAUGAGUUUAUGAACUGUAAGAAGGCCCAUGAGGUGCAGGCAAUGUCUGAGGUUGUGGCUAGUUUGGCCAAAUACUGCCGAGUCAAACAGGUGAUAGACGUGGGUUCAGGCAAAGGCUACCUGUGCUCCUAUCUGUCCAUGCGGUUCAACUUGCAAGUGUUCGGGAUCGACUCCUCCAGCACCAACACACAUGGAGCUCAGGAGAGGAACAGGAAACUGAAGAAGUUCUCCAAAGCUUAUCAGAAACCGAACAAAGCCACUAGGAAACAAACUUUGUACAGUGAGAAUGAGAGUAUACAACACAGCAGAAACUUUGAAAACAGUGAUGGCAUCAGAAACUUUAUUACUGAGGAAACGGAAAGCUUUGAGGCUCGAGCGGAUAGCAGUUCUUUAUCAAAACAAGUCCCCAAUGAUUUAUCUGCUUCAGAUAAUGCUGCAGAAUGUCCAUUAGACCUGAAUGAUUCAGAUUCAGGAAGCAGCUUCCUCAGUAUGCUGUCUCUAGACGUCACAGAAGAUGUCUCUCCCCGCGUCAACCACAGCCAGCUGAGUCUGGAGGAAAGAGAGAAGAGGAAGAGAGAGAAUCUGGAGAGGAAAGCUAGAGAAGGAAGGGGGAACAUCAGAGACGACGGCCUGUUUUCCCCUCUGACCUCAUAUGUCACCGCAGAAACUGAGCUCAAGACGCUGAUCACAGAGCUGGAGGAUGCAGUUCUGGUUGGUCUGCAUACGUGUGGAGAUUUGGCCCCCAGCACUCUGAGGAUGUUCGGGGCCAAACAGGAGCUGUGCGCCGUUUGCAGUGUGGGCUGCUGCUACCAUCUGCUCUCUGAAGAGUUUGAUCACGACAGACAGGGGUGUGUUGAUGGUGUGUGUGGUUUCCCUGUGAGUCAGUAUCUGAAGGCUCAGGAGUGUUUCUGUGGUCGAAAUGCCAGGAUGUCAGCGUGUCUUGCUCUGGAGAGAGUGUCUGCUGGAGGAGGGCUGCCUAUGGAGUCACUUUUUUAUCGGGCGGUUCUUCAUGUUAUUUUACGAGAUCACUACGAUUGCUUUAAAAGUGAGAAACGUGUUGGGAACGUGUACUCCAAAGCCUCGUCGUUUGUGGACUAUGUCAGACGAGCGCUUAGGAAGCUGGAUCUGGAUGACACCAAACUAUCUGACAGUGACAUUCAGCGCUAUCAUGAACACUACAGCCCCAGAAUGAAUGAGAUGGUGGCUUUUAACAUGUUGAAAGUAAUUUUGGCUCCAUGUAUAGAGGGUCUCAUCCUCCUCGACCGACUUUGCUACUUGAAAGAGCAGGACAGUGUGUCUCAUUCUGCGCUGGUCCAGCUCUUUGACCCUCUCCAGUCCCCGAGAUGUUAUGCAGUUGUUGGUAUAAAGGAAUCUACAGUUUGAAGACCAAAGUUAUAGCCCUGCUGUUUAGUGUAAUUUAUUGAUUUAAUUUUCAUUUAUUCUUUUGGUAAAACUUUGUUUUAAACGUUUAUGUUAUUAAUGUUGUUUUUAAAGUAAAACGCAAACGAACUCUUGCCAAUUUUACAAAA